Molecule: messenger RNA, 834 nt
Organism: Brassica napus (rape)
Lineage: Eukaryota; Viridiplantae; Streptophyta; Magnoliopsida; Brassicales; Brassicaceae
Product: high affinity nitrate transporter 2.6-like
Exons: 4
Coding region: 1-834 (277 amino acids)
Biological process (GO): cellular response to nitrate; nitrate transmembrane transport
Cellular component (GO): plant-type vacuole membrane; plasma membrane
Molecular function (GO): nitrate transmembrane transporter activity
Source: RefSeq, a predicted model, not a curated record
AUGUGCCAGUGGUUGGGGAGACAUGGGAGGACUCAGUUACUCAUGCCGAUGGUCUUCCAUGUCAUCAAAGUCGCUGGAGCCACUCCCUUCACGGCAUGGAGGAUCGCGUUCUUCGUCCCUGGCUUUCUUCAGGUCAUCAUGGGGAUUCUUGUGCUCACUCUUGGACAAGAUCUUCCUGAUGGAAACUUAUGUACUCUGCAGAAGAAAGGAGACGUUUCCAAAGACAAAUUAACCAAGGUGUUUUGGUUUCAACUUAAACUCCAUCUCCAUACAGCCGGUAUGAUUGCAGCCAGCUUCGGUAUGGCUAACUUCUUCGCUCGUCCUAUUGGUGGCUUCGCAUCAGACGUGUCAGAUAGGUUUUUCGCUAUUUUAGCCAUGAUGCUUUUCUCCUUCGGUGUACAAGCUGCUUGUUGGGCCAUCUUCGGCAUCGUUCCUUUUGUCUCGCGCCGCUCUCUAGGAAUAAUAUCAGGACUGACCGGCGCAGGAGGAAACUUUGGGUCGGGUCUAACUCAACUGGCCUUUUUCUCGUCAUCAAGAUUCCAUACUGCUAAUGGUUUGUCGCUGAUGGGAAUUACAGCGAUGAUUUUUACGCUUUUGAUUGCAUUUAUACAUUUUCCACAGUGGGGAAGUAUGUUCUUAGGACCAAAAAGUGACGGUAGAACAUCAAAGGAAGAGAAUUAUUAUGCGGCGGAGUGGACUGAGGAAGAGAAGCUGCAAGGAUUGCAUGAAGGCAGCCUAAAGUUCGCAGAGAAUAGUAGAUCUGAAAGAGGCAAAAAGGCAGCUCCGGACGGCACCUCCACACCGCUAGAAAAUGAAAAUCCGGCUAAUGUUUAG